AUGAAUCCUAACGAUACUAAUACUAACAAUGAUCAACAACAAUUUCCUACUAAUGUACGACGAAAAAAAUGUCAUGGUAAUCGACGUAACCAACGUUUUCGAAGAAAAUGUCGUGCAAAAGGCAUGAAACCAAAAACAAUAGAAAAGUUACUUAUGAAACGAAACAAAGCUGACAAUCGAAAUCAUAAUAAUACAAAACGUACGAAUAUGCAAACAACAGAAUCAAACAAACAUACAACUGACAUCAAUAAUCAUUCGAAACCGACGUCAAUCAAUCCCAAUAAACGUAAAAGAGAUGUUUCAUCACAAGAAUUAAAAUUGAAUUCAACAUUAGUACGAUCAACAAGUCAAUCAUCUACUCGUCAACCAUCAUCGAAAAAAGACAAAGUUAUACGAGAUUUUCUCAUUGCCCGACUUGAGUUAAUGGACCAACAAUAUUGUUUAACAGUUGAUCAACAAUUAUGGCAAUCAUAUAUAGACAUUGGUUUAGAACAUCAUCUAUGGCCAAGUCAACUCUAUAACAUGGCAAACACUACUGAUUUUGAACUCUGCCGACAAUAUAUUAUCAAGUAUAUAAAAGAAAACAAUCAUGAACUUGAUCAAUGCCAGUUGAAACUAAGAAAACAAACACAAUCACGACCAGUAACAACAUUACCAUUAGAACAAAUUGAUUCACACAUGAAAAAAGUAGUUGAAAAAGAACGGCAAUAUGUAUCAUUAAGAAAUAAUGAUCAAUUAACCAAAUUCAAAGAUGAUCUACAUCGCCAACAAUUAUUCCACACUAUAAGUCAAUAUCAUUUAACAUUUGAUCAUAUGGAAUAUAUCCAUCAAUUAAUGGCAAUACGAAAUAAACAAGGGGAGAUUUGGGACGAACUUCUCAUACUAUACAUGCGAGUACUACAUAAUUUUUUAUCACCAAAGUUUGAUGAAUUAGAAAAAUUUAUUCCACCUGAUAUUUUUUCACCAAUAAUACAGAAUAGAAUUGCAAUUCAAGUAAAAAAUAACCGUAUGAAAAUCAUUAAAGAAGCAAAACGUAUAUGGCUUAAUAUUGCUCUCUAUGCCUAUGAAGUUAAAAUACAAGAAUAUGAUUAUCAAUAUCAAUGUAUAUGGUCUAAAUUAAAAUCAAUAUUAUUGAAUGAUAAGACUAUCAAUGGAGACUUAAUUCUCAAUCAUUUGAACGAAUAUAUGACUUCUCAAACAACAAAAUUAAAAAGUGAUAUUCAGCAUAAUGUGGCAUCUUAUCGACAUACAUUACUUCAAAAUCGUCAACGUUCAGUAUCCUCAAAGAAUACAAUUUGUGUCUCUUCUGAACCAUAUCUUGAUUUACUGGAAAAUCCAUUCAAUGAACGUGAAUGGAAUCAUCUUUGUCUUGGUCCAUCUUUUAUACGAUUAAAUCAAAGUGCCAUUCGUCCUGUAGAGCAACAAGAAACUGCAAUUAAAAAUGAACAUAAAGAUAUUACGAAGAAAGUUGAAUGUCAUCUUAUUAAGCAUCAUAGUAUGUCAUUAAACUCACGUGCUUUAAAAGGCUAUUCGAAUGAAGUUUUGGAUCAUUUUAAUCGAUCUUAUUUUACUCCAUUAUCAUGCAAAGAACAUAUUGAAACGCUUGAACAAGCACAAACGACUGCAUCAAUUCGAGAAAAAAAUCAAGAAAAAUAA
Rotaria sp. Silwood1 is the source of this 1656-nucleotide messenger RNA. Lineage: Eukaryota; Metazoa; Rotifera; Eurotatoria; Philodinida; Philodinidae. The record is from the annotation of a GenBank genome assembly.